This is a messenger RNA of Gilbertella persicaria, 354 nucleotides long. RefSeq lists its product as uncharacterized. The transcript has a single exon. NCBI's taxonomy places the organism in Eukaryota, Fungi, Mucoromycota, Mucoromycetes, Mucorales, Choanephoraceae. The record is from RefSeq and is a predicted model, not a curated record. The annotation marks the transcript as partial.
CUAACGGACUUUCUCUGUGUUCUUACCUUUUCUCUUAUUUUAUAUCUUUUCUCUCUUCAUCUCACAACAGCAUUCUCUAUUGCGUUAAAACAAGGAAUAUCUCUUGACGAUAUACAGACGCUGGGAAACUGGGUUGAUUCAAAGACAUUUCAGAACCAUUACCGACAGGAACACUUAUCGACAGUGGAUUUUACCAACCAAGUACUGGGAGUAGAUCUACCAAUGGUUCAGCUUGAUGAAGGCUCUAACAAUGAUGAAGAAAACCAGGAGUUUUUCGAUGCUACUGAAGGUUUUUGGUGUUUCUUACGAUGGAGCAGCAAUUUAUGUUUAUUGUUCUAUUUUCACCAUCUUUAA